AUUCCACUUUCACCCUUUCUCUCUCCCAAAUUUUACACUUUACUCCCUCCUUUUCAUCUUCCAUGGCAGAAUCACACCCCAAACGCCACCGCGACGACGACGACCACCACUCCGAUAUCGAUACAACAAAACGCCAUAGAAAUUCUUACAUUAAUGAACAACAAGAAACCACCCAAGAUUUAUUCGAUUUCUUCACAACUCUCACUUCCGACCCAUUGCUUGAUUUCAUUCAACAACCGCAACCCGACCCGGAUAGCUCAAACCCUUCUGUCAAACAAGAACUUGACGAUGAUAAUGAUGAGAAAGAAAGGGUUAUUAGACACCUUCUAGAAGCUUCCGAUGACGAGCUCGGAAUACCCAGUAGGGUGGAGAGUGGCGACGGUGGCGGUGAUGAUGAGAUCAGCGGCGGGGGGUUUGAUGACUUUCCGAUGGCAUUUUGUGAUGGGUUGUGGGAGCUUGAAGACGAGGCUGCUAAUUAUUACACUUUGUUGCAGUCGGAACUUUUUAUGCAAUAGUAUUUUGUUUGGGGGUUAGAAAUGACAAUAUAGAUAUUUUGUGGGGGUGUGGAGGAAAAUGAGUUAGGGCAGGAAAGAAAUGGAUACAAGUUUUGAGAUUUUUCAUUUUGGACCCUCGUACUCUAUCAGACGGAAAUAUCCCUCAAGUAUCUAUGUUUAGAUAUAUUUAAAGCUUAGAAGAAAAUGUGCAUGAUUUCCUUUUAAAUUCUAUUUGUUUAGAUUUA
Cynara cardunculus var. scolymus (artichoke) is the source of this 739-nucleotide messenger RNA. RefSeq lists its product as uncharacterized. The transcript has a single exon. NCBI's taxonomy places the organism in Eukaryota, Viridiplantae, Streptophyta, Magnoliopsida, Asterales, Asteraceae. Bases 63 to 515 code for a protein of 150 amino acids. The record is from RefSeq and is a predicted model, not a curated record.